Oncorhynchus tshawytscha (Chinook salmon) is the source of this 2518-nucleotide messenger RNA. Its product is annotated as xenotropic and polytropic retrovirus receptor 1 homolog. Lineage: Eukaryota; Metazoa; Chordata; Actinopteri; Salmoniformes; Salmonidae. Bases 329 to 2407 code for a protein of 692 amino acids. The record is from RefSeq and is a predicted model, not a curated record. Gene Ontology annotation, molecular function: inositol hexakisphosphate binding. The transcript is spliced from 15 exons. Gene Ontology annotation, biological process: phosphate ion transport; cellular response to phosphate starvation. Gene Ontology annotation, cellular component: Golgi apparatus; cytoplasm; plasma membrane.
CACGUUGUUGGCUGAAUGCGAUGGCGGACUGCUAUGUCCCCAGACCUUACCAGAGAUCGAAGGGAGAAAGUCAUUGAAUUUGCACCGGAACCGUUAUAUCGUAAUCAAACCACCUGUUAUAGGGCGGGAGGAUUCUUUUCCGCCAUCCCUCUUAAGAAUAGUAUGGGACAGAGUUAAUUUGGAGUACGUUAUUUUGGACAAGACAGAGUGCGCUAGUGCAGGCUGCCGCAUGCGAGCCAGCAAGUUGACAGAUAUAACAAAACUCGAGUCAACAGGGGACAGUCCUAAAAGGAAUUACGGAGGUUGAAGAUAUAGCUGCUACAACAAAAUGAAAUUCGCGGAGCACCUUUCGUCUCAUAUUACUCCGGAAUGGAGGAAACAGUACCUUCAAUAUGAGGCGUUCAAGAGUAUGCUGUAUGCAGCCCAGGACCAGGCCCCAUCCAUAGAAGUCACAGAUGAAGACACUGUCAAGAGAUACUAUGCCAAGUUUGAGGAGAAGUUUUUCCAGAAUUGUGAGAAAGAGCUUCUGAAGAUCAACACAUUCUAUUCAGAGAAACUUGCUGAAGCACAGAGGCGUUUCGCCACCCUGCAGAAUGAGCUGCAGUCGUCUCUGGAUGCGCAGCGUGAGAGCAAUGCCCCAGGCCUCCGCAAACGCAAGACGGUGUUCCACCUGUCCCAGGAGGAACGCUGCAAACACCGCAACAUCAAGGACCUGCAGCUGGCCUUCUCCGAGUUCUACCUCAGCCUCAUCCUGCUGCAGAACUACCAGAAUCUGAACUUCACAGGUUUCCGUAAAAUCCUGAAGAAGCAUGAUAAGAUCCUGGAGACCCCCCGCGGGGCUGACUGGCGUGUGGCCCAUGUGGAGGUGGCCCCUUUCUACACCUGUAAGAAGAUCACUCAGCUCAUCUCUGAGACAGAGGCUUUGGUGACCACAGAGCUGGAGGGAGGGGACCGUCAGAAAGCCAUGAAGAGGCUGAGAGUGCCUCCACUGGGGGCAGCACAGCCUGCUCUAGCCUGGACUACCUUCCGCGUUGGCCUCUACUGUGGGGUCUUCAUAGUCCUCGCUAUCUCCUUCCUCCUCACUGGUGCUGUACUCAUCCGGUAUGAGAACGUGUGGCCUCUGGUGCGUAUCUACCGCGGUGGCUUCCUGCUGAUUGAAUUCCUCUUCCUUUUGGGCAUUAACACCUACGGCUGGCGCCAGGCGGGGGUCAACCACGUGCUCAUCUUCGAGUUGAACCCUCGCAGCAACCUCUCCCAUCAGCACCUGUUUGAGAUUGCUGGUUUCCUGGGGGUGCUGUGGUGUUUGAGCAUCCUGUCCUGUCUGUACUCUGAGUACACCAUGCUGCCCAUGCAGGUCAACCCUCUCAUCCUCUACGGCUUCAUGCUCCUCUUCCUCAUCAACCCCUUCAAGACUGGCUACUACAAGUCCCGCUUCUGGCUGCUCAAACUGCUGUUCCGUGUGUUCACGGCGCCGUUCCACCGCGUGGAGUUUGCAGACUUCUGGCUGGCCGACCAGCUCAACUCUCUGGUGAUUGUACUGAUGGACCUGGAGUAUCUCAUCUGCUUCUACAGCUUUGAGCUCAAAUGGACCGACCGCAAAGGCCUCCUGCCCAUGUUCAACGGUGAUUACACCUGCCAUAGUUACUCCUACGGUCUCCGUGCCAUCAUCCAGUGUCUGCCCGCUUGGUUCCGUUUCGUGCAGUGCCUCCGUCGGUACCGAGACACCAAGCGAGCUUUCCCUCACCUUGUCAACGCUGGCAAAUACUCCACCACUUUCUUUGUGGUCACCUUCGCCGCACUCUACAGCACCCACAAAGAACAAAAGCAUUCGGAUGCAGACAUGUUCUUCUACCUGCUGAUGGUGUUCUCAGCCGUCAGCUCCCUGUACACACUGAUCUGGGACCUGAAGAUGGACUGGGGCCUGUUCGACCGUGGAGCAGGAGAGAACACCUUCCUUAGGGAGGAGAUUGUCUACCCACAGAAAGCAUACUACUACUGUGCCAUCAUAGAGGAUGUGAUCCUGCGUUUCGCCUGGACCAUCCAGAUCUCCCUCACCACCAUGACCAACAUCCCCUCUGUGGGAGACAUUGUGGGCACAGUGCUGGCGCCUCUAGAGGUGUUCAGGCGUUUUGUCUGGAACUUCUUCCGUCUGGAGAACGAGCACCUGAAUAACUGUGGUGAGUUCCGUGCCGUGAGGGACAUCUCAGUGGCUCCGCUGAAUGCUGACGACCAGACACUGCUGGAGCAGAUGAUGGACCAGGAGGACGGAGUCAGGAACCGCCAGGGCAAGAAGAGCUGGAAGCGCAGCUACAGCCUGUCUCUACGACGCCCUCUGAUGUCCUCUCAAUCAUCCAAGAAGGACACCAAGGUGUUGAUAGAGGAUACGGAUGAUGAGGCCUUCAGCUGAGCCCAGGGCACCAGCUCUACACCCCCAGUGAUCUUAUCACUCCAUCACAGAGCUGCCUCACCACACACACACACACACACACACACAUCAGCAGACAUAGGCAGACAGACA